Molecule: messenger RNA, 429 nt
Organism: Cercopithifilaria johnstoni
Lineage: Eukaryota; Metazoa; Nematoda; Chromadorea; Rhabditida; Onchocercidae
Source: the annotation of a GenBank genome assembly
AUGAAUUUGCCGGAGAAACGUAUGAAAGAAGCGGUGGAUGCAUUAAUUGAUGAUAUCGAUCAAAGUUAUUUGAGAAGAAUAAAUAAGAAAAUGUUCGUUUGCUCAUCAGAUUGCUAUGAUAAAAGUAUGAAUCGAGAUAUUGUGGAGACUUGUGUUGAAAGUUGCAAUAAACCUGUCAAAAAUGCAUCUAAUAUUUUACAAAAUGAACUUGACAAUUUACAGGCACAAUUGAAUCGUUGUGGAAUGACAUGUUUCGAUAAAGCAACGCAGAAAUUUGGUCCAGAUCCCGUAAAAUAUACUGAAAUCCAAAGCAAGGAAUUUGAUAAGCAGCUUUUAAAUUGUGCAUGUUCCUGUGUCGACGAUCAUAUCAAACUGCUGCCGAAUAUCCGCAAACGAUUAAUUGAUUCCUAUCAAAAAUUUUUAAAGUGA